Molecule: messenger RNA, 2436 nt
Organism: Talaromyces proteolyticus
Lineage: Eukaryota; Fungi; Ascomycota; Eurotiomycetes; Eurotiales; Trichocomaceae
Product: putative C2H2 finger domain protein
Exons: 4
Coding region: 1-2436 (811 amino acids)
Biological process (GO): DNA-templated transcription; regulation of transcription by RNA polymerase II
Cellular component (GO): chromatin
Molecular function (GO): zinc ion binding; RNA polymerase II cis-regulatory region sequence-specific DNA binding; DNA-binding transcription factor activity, RNA polymerase II-specific
Source: RefSeq, a predicted model, not a curated record
AUGGCUCCUACUGCCCCCGCCGCAGCUGCCAACUCGCCCGCGAAGAAGACUUCAGCGCCAGAGAAGAAAUACAAAUGUCAAUUCUGCAAUCGUGCUUUCAGCCGAAGUGAGCACCGCAGCCGACACGAACGAUCACAUACUAAAGAACGACCUUUCAAGUGCUUGAAAUGUCGCAGUACCUUUGUCCGCCGAGACCUGCUCCUUCGUCAUGACCGCACCGUUCACGCAAAGGAUGGAGGUGUUCCUUUGGUUAGUGAGGGCCGCAGGCGUGGUGGGAAUGGUGGUGUACAGAAGAGCUCGCCUGCUCCUGCCGCGUCGUCCAGCAAGCCUUCCAUUACCAUCGAUCCAGCCACCCUCGAGCAGAUCGAGGCAAGCAGCGACGGUAUGGUCGAUCUUGAAACUGCAGCCAUGUUGAUGACAGACUUCCAACACAAGGCCGCCGCAGCCGCUACCGGUCACGUCCAAGAUCGUACGGGCUCGGAGCCUUCGUUUUCGCCUGGCCGUGGCUCUCUUCUGGACCAGCAUGCAUCGUACCUGUCUGGCAACGCGACGCUUCCGCAAAUGCCAUGGGAUUCUCUCCUCUCGCCUACCGAGACCAAGCAUCAUCCGAUGUCGAGUUUUACAUCACAAGACGGAGGCGCACAUUCCCACCAGAUGUCUAUGAUGGAUCGACACAUGUCGGCUAGAGAUACGCUCGCUCCAUCUCUGCACACUCUCAUGGACUCACUCCCCGUAUCUGGAAACUCGACUCCAAAUGCGCUCUCGCCCUACCCUUCUAUGACUGGCCCUGUCAGCCCUGUCAACUAUCGGCGGUCCCCAGGGCCUAGUCAGGCUCUAACUCUACCAAAGGCGCCUCAACUUGCUAACGAAAUAGAGAGACAACGUAUCGUGGACAACAUCAAGAGUGCCGACGGCCUUUCAACCUUACCAGAGGGCUUUCAACUCCCAUCUACCUCGGCCCUGAACAAGUACCUGUCCACGUAUUUCAAUCUCUACCAUCACCAUCUCCCAUUCUUGCACCAGGGAUCGUUCAGGCCUACCGAAGCUUCACCACCGUUGUUGCUUGCCGUCUUAUCUAUUGGUGCUCUGUACACAUUUGAACGGGAGCAUGCCUUUAUGUUGCACGUCGGUUCCAAAGUCCUUGUCAACCAGUUCUUGCAACAGAAGGAUAACUUCGACUCGCGAAAAUGUCCCUUAUGGGCCAUGCAAAGUACGUUACUGAACAUGGUUUUCGAGAGUUGGAGUGGUGAUCCCAAGGGCUUGGAAUGGACCUGCUCGAUCAAGAGUCUGCUGGCUAAUAUGGUCGCUGGCAAUCGUUAUCAGUUAAAGCUUCGCACCGAGGCUCGUGAAGGCCGACACCCUAGUCGUGAACAGUGGAUUGAAGACGAGUCGUGCCGCAGAACAUACUAUGCUGUUUAUAUCUUCUUCGGCAUGCUCACUUUGACUUUCAACCACACCCCUGCCAUGAGCUUUGACGAAUUGGACAGCUUGGAGUUGCCUUCGUCGGAGUCUUUGUGGAAUAUGGACGUGACUGAUGAGGAGUCCUGGCGCCAAACGCUCAGUGCUGUCAUUCCGGUCAAUAUUCGUGAGGCCCAUGAUCGUUUAUUCCAGGGUGAACAGACCCGGUACAGCGCCUUUGCUACUCGCGUCAUGAUUAAUGCGCUGUUCCUUCAAGUUUGGAGCCACAAACGCAGCUUUGAGGCUCUCCAGGACGUCGUGACAGAGUACAAGCUUCGACUCGCGCUAGAGACAUGGGAAAAUUCUCUUGAAUUGUGUGAAGCAGAAACUAUUGUGGUUCCCUUGAGUACUCCUCAGAAGGGCCACCCUUUGAUUUUCAACUCCAUGGCUAUCUACCGCAACACACGCGCUCGGUUGGAAGUUGAUCUCAAGUCCGUUCAAGAGGCUCUCCGCUACCAUUCCUCCUACGAAGUAGCUGCCGCCAUGACUGUUGCACGCGACAAGGUGAAGCGCUCUCCAGAGAUGAACAAGGUCAUCCAACAGUGCUUUGAAUGCAUUGAGAUUGCUGCCGUUCAAGGAAUCAAUUGGGUUGCCAAAACUUCUGCCACCAACUGGAGCGUCGAGCACCCACUGUGCGGCCUUGACCUAAUGGUUAUUCUCAGCUUAUGGCUCUAUCGCCUGGAACAUGACGAGGAGCCAGCCACUGAAGCCGAAAUUGCAAUUUACAGCAAGGUGCGCAACCUCUUUGACGACGACGCAAUCGAUGCUUUUGGUAAACUGAGCUCAACCGUCUCUCGUGUUUGGGGUAAUAUUCUCGACGGUGUCGUUGUUUGGGGAAUAACCAAACUCAUGGGCGAAUCUUUCAAGCUUCACUCGCAGGCUUUGGUGGGCUACGAGGACUCUCUGCAGGUAGCCAAAGACCAGCCUCUUCACCCGAUGCCAACCAAAAGUCUUGCAAGUGUCGGCACCGCCUACUAG